CUCUCUCAAUCUGCCCUGCUUUUGUGGGGAUCUAAGUGACCCUUGUUCCUUGUGUCAGAAGCGAAGCAGCUCACAAUUCAUAUCGAUUCCUACAUAACAACGGAGAAACGAAACAACAAAGCAAAGAAAAAUGGGCGAUUCUGAGGCAACUGAAACCCAAUCGAGCGCCAUGGCUGUGCGCGUCCUGCUGAGGGAGUUCACGGAGCUGCAGGAGGGCAAGCUCGAGGGCUUCCACGUGAAGCUGGUCCGCGAGGGCGAUCUCUUCGACUGGGAUGUGGGGGUCUUCGGGCCGCCCCACACCGUCUACCAGGGGGCGUACCUGAAGGCCUCGAUGCAGUUCCCCCCCGACUAUCCGAUGCAGCCGCCGGACUUCUUCUUCCGCACGAAGAUGUUCCACCCGAACGUCCACGCCAGCGGCAUGGUCUGCAUGUCGGUGCUCUACGACGGCUGCUGGAACGCCACCAUGAGUGCCCGCAGCGUGCUGCUGUCGGUGGUGUCGCUGCUGACCGGCCCCGACACCGACUGGCCCUGCGACAUGGAGGCCGCUGUGCUCUACAAUCAGUGGCGCGACUCGGACGGCGCGGACAAGGAGUACCCGGAGCGCGUGGCUCUGCAGAAGCACGACUGGGAGGAGAUGGCCCGUCUCGACGGGGUCACUGUCCCCGUAACCGUGGAGCAGUACUGCCGUCCCGGUCCCCCCGAAGAGCAGCCCGACGAGGAGGAGGAGGAGGACUUCACAUUGGCCGAGCUCGACGAUUCGAACGAGAGCAGCUCGGCUUCAGAGGAGGACGGUGACGGGGACGAGCCUGGGGAUGCCGAUGGCCUGUACCAGAAGAUCAUUUGGGAUGAUGUGGACUAAGUCAAGUUCGCAGCCCGCCACUCGCUAACUGUUACUCGUUACUCGUUACGCGUUACUCUCUACACGCCACUCGCCGCUCGCCGCUCGCCACUGGCCACUAGCUGCUCGCCACUAUCUGCAGUUGCCACCCGCUGCAAUGCUCAAGCUGGACUGCUCUUUACCAAGCAGCUUUCAAGCGGUUCUCAAGCACACUUUAAGCACACCAGCACACACACACCUCUAAAUUUAAGGUACUACACGAGGAUGCGUAAAAGGACACUCUUUUCGCCAGAAACAAAGCACCCCAAUGGUACCCCAAUACCCCCAACACUGCACAAAUAAACCCCAUGCGCAAGGGAUGACCAAAAGCAAA
Drosophila pseudoobscura is the source of this 1211-nucleotide messenger RNA. RefSeq names its product ubiquitin-conjugating enzyme E2 R2-like. The coding region runs from base 131 to 859 and encodes 242 amino acids. Gene Ontology annotation, molecular function: ubiquitin conjugating enzyme activity. The record is from RefSeq and is a predicted model, not a curated record. Lineage: Eukaryota; Metazoa; Arthropoda; Insecta; Diptera; Drosophilidae. The transcript has 2 exons. Gene Ontology annotation, biological process: ubiquitin-dependent protein catabolic process; protein polyubiquitination.